This is a messenger RNA of Chironomus riparius, 5781 nucleotides long. The record is from the annotation of a GenBank genome assembly. NCBI's taxonomy places the organism in Eukaryota, Metazoa, Arthropoda, Insecta, Diptera, Chironomidae.
AUGUCAAUUUUAAAGAAGGAUAAUUUCGACUAUAUGUCAGAUGAUCUCUUUGGAGAUGAUGACGAUAUAGAGUUAAAUUUAUCAAAUUUAGAGAGUAAUACUCAAGAAUCUGAGGAUUUAAGCUUUUCAUCACAAAGGUUUGAGGACAGGAGAAUGCUCUAUGAGAGUUACAUGGCAGAUCCAACAAUACCGACUAGUCAAAAGAAUGCAAUGGGAUUUUGGAAGAGCCUUUAUAAGCCAACAUAUUCAACACAAAAAAUUUAUGAGCUGAUGCAGCAACGGAACCUAUUAGGACAUUGUGAAGCACCAAGAAAAAUGAAAACUCCCAAAAUAAGAAGAAAGGUGGUUUACAAUGAAGAUUUUGGAUAUGACUGUACAUUUUUUGCUCCAACAAAAGUGCUUAUAGAAGAACAGAGACGACGUGAGGAUAUGCCGAAAGCAAUCAAAGAUAUUUAUGAGCAGAAAGGAAUCGUUAAUGCAUCUCAAAUCUAUAAAAUUGAACAAAAGUUAAAAUGUGAUAGCGACGAAUCAGAUGUUGAAAUGAAGCCAUCGACUUCAGGCAUAAAUAAAGUUCCUGAAGACACAGUUAGCAAAGAACUGAAUAAAUCUCUGCGAGAACUAUCACGAACUGUAUCUGAGCAGUAUGAAAUUUCUCAAAUUAUGAAGGAUAUCCAAAAUAUAAGCGACUUGGAUGCAUCACUUACUGAAUUAUCAGAGAAAAUUCAAUAUUCAUCAAAAGCUGAGCAGUUAGUAAAUCAUACGAUAAGUUGCAGCCAAAGACUAAAGAUCCUCGACGACAUUUGCACCAACAAUUUAUACAUAAAUACAUGUGAUCUGCUUUCUGAUGAUGAAUUAAGGAAGAGUUCUCAAGAAUCUCAUUGUGAUAUUAUUUCUGAUGCAUUCAAAAGUCCAGCCGUGCCUGAUAAAAGUGAUAUUAAUGAUAAUAUACCUAAUAAUCUUGUCCAAAACAACAACGAAAGUGUUCCAAAGCAUGUGAAAUUCUCGUUUGCAUCUGGAAAAACCAUUAAUGUCGAUAAUAAGUCAAUCAUGAAGUUCAAGACUAUAUUUGAUAAUGAAGAGAAGAAAAUACAGUUAAAUGAAAAUCUAAAAGUUCCAGAACAAAUCAAAAAUCCAGAACUACCAAAAAGUGCAUCACAAAUUGUUUCAAAAAAUAAUGGAAGCGCUGGAUUUGUUUUUGCAUCCGGUAAAUCAGCACUUAUAAGCACGUCGAAGCUGCAAGCAUUCGAGAAAAAGUUCAAAAAUGAGGAAGCAAAAUUAAAGAAAUUAGAAAGUGAAUUUCCGUCAUCAUCAAUUGAACUUUGUUCCCAAAAACUAAAAGACAAUAAAGAGAAUGACGGAAAUGCACAAAACAGUCCACAAAAGCCGUCCAAAAAGUCAUCUCAAGAGAAUUUAAAAACACAGGAAAAUGAGCUCAAAUCUCGUACCUUUAAAAGAGUAAGGGGUGAAUCAUCAGCUCUUCGUCGCAUAAAGUCAAAAUCAUUAUUAGGUUUAAAACCUAAAAAAGUCAAGUUUGAUGACAGCGUGAUUGAUAAAAACGAUGAGACAGUCAGCACUACAAAUUCUAUUAUUGUACCAGAAGUACCUGAAAUAAUUCAGCCAGUUCCAAUGCAAUUUGAAUUCAGUUUUGCUUCUGGAAAGAAUAUUAAAAUCAGUGAUGCAUCAGUUUCAAAGUUUAAAAAUAUAUUUGAGAAUGAAGAGAGAAAUAUGGAACUGCUGGAAAAUGUAAAGGGACCUCAACAGGUUGGCUUUAGUUUCGCAUCAGGCAAGAACAUUAAAAUUGACAGCAAAUCAGUUGCUAAAUUUAAGAAUAUUUUUGAAACUGAAGAACGGAAAAUUGAUUCACUUGAAAGCACAAAAGUGGUGGUUCCCAAGCCACAAAAUGCUUUGGUUCCAGCUUCAACUUGUGGCUUCGUUUUUGCGUCCGGAAAAACUGCAAAUAUUGAUAGCUCAAAGUUGCUUAAUAUUGAGAAAAAGUUUAUGGCAGAGGAAGAGAAAAUGAAAAAGAUUGAUGGCGAUUUGAAGGUUCUGGAAUGCAUUAAAAUGUCCAACAAUGAGAUUUCCAUUGGAAGUAAAAACAUUUCUACAGGAAAUUUCAAAAAGUUUGAUGCAAUAAAAAUUUCCACUGGAAGUCACUUAAAAGCAACAGGAAGUUCAACAAAUUCCAAUGUAAUCCCAGAAAGAGUCACUGGAAGUAAGGAUGCUUCCACUGGAAAUCAAGACAAGUCCGAUGGAACUAAAAUUGCUUCCAAUAAAAGUCAUGAAGUCACUCGAAGUAAAACCCCAACAACUGGAAGUAUUAACACUUCCAAUGAAAAUCAAGAUCGAGUCACUGGAAGUAGAAAUAAUUCCACUGGAAGUCAAAGAAAAUUAUUUGAAAAUUUAUCGACUGGAAAUCAACAAAAAUCUGGAAAUGAGUUUAAUUCCAUUAAAAAUGACAAAGCUUGCAAAUCAAAUGGUUCACAAAUUUAUUUUGAAGACAUCAGUCUUGCAUCGCAAUACAGACUGUCCAUGGAAGUGUAUCAAUCAAGCUCUGAAGAUGAAAAAUAUAAAUCAAAAAAAUCCAAUGAUUUAAAUUCGCGUACCAAAAAGUUUAAGUCUGCAUUAACGAGAAAUUUGAAGAAACCCAAUUUUGACAUUAACAAAAACUUGAAUGACAGCAAAAUAGGAGCUAAAAUUCCUUCAUCUAGUCUAACAGAAUCGAAUAAAAAUUCACACAAUGAAAAUCAGCCAUCAACUUCGAAAUGUGCCUUCGUUUUUGCGUCUGGAAAAAAUGUGGACAUCAACCAGUCAAAAAUCAACGAUGCUAAGAAAAAUUUUGCAGGAGAAGUGGACGAACAUGACAUUUCUAUCCCUUGUCAGCCAUCAAUUGACUUGUCAGACAAAUCUCAAACUUCAAAAGCAGGCACUAACGAUAAUGAUACACAAUCAAGUACUAAAUCUUCAUCAAAAACUGGAAAUUACAGCAUAAACUUUAAUUCUCAUAGACUUAAUUCCUUAAGAGUAAAAAGAAAGCAUGAAGACGAUUCCGAUAUUUUUAAUUUUGAUCUUUCAACACAUUCGAUGAGAAGUAAGAAGACAUCGCAGACACCAACAGCUCCUGCGAAUAAAAUACUCGAUUCUGGGAUUGAGUCACAAAACAAUAAAGUUGAAUCUCCGAAGAUGCCAUUCAAGAAAUUUGAAUUUUUCUCGCCAAUGUUUACGUCAAGUCCAGUCGUUAAUCCAACAGCAGCUAAAAGUAGACAAAAACUUUUAAGACUAAAUGAUAGAAAAGCUGAAUACAUGGCAGCAGAUCCAUUUGAAGCUAUAAAGAGGAAAUUUAUGCCAGACGUUAAUAAACCAACGAUAGUUAAGAGACUAGCUGUGGAUAAUGAUGACGAUAUUAUGAUAUCGCCAAUUGUUAAGGACAAAAAGAGACAAAAAAGAAGUGUUGAAAAGCCAAUCAGUUCCAGAAAUUUUAAUACUUCAAACUUUUUCCGACAAGAGACUUUAGGACAACGACUAGCUGAUAUUGAAGAGUUUAUGGAUCUUCAGUCACAACUUAAUUUAAUUGGAAAUGAUCCGACUGAGUCGCAAGUUGUUAGCAUCCUUGAAAUAGAGCAACAACAUAUAAGUCGAUACGAGACUGAAAAUAGAGUUAAAAUUGAGCGUAAGCAAGCAAUUAAGGAACAAAUGGAGUAUGUCAAUAAUAAACCUGAAGAUGAGUCACGACAAAUGACAGGAACAAUGUUUAUGAUGAAAUGUGGAUCAAGACGAAAUUUAAAGGAUUAUGUUGAAAAUAAGAAACCACAAGACAAAAAUAUCCAUGAACUGACUUUUAAUAAUCUUUUGGACUUUAAAUUUGACAUGAAAAAUUAUAUUGAGGAUGCGUGGUCGAGAGUGUCGGUUACUGUAGCUGAUAAUGCGAAACUAAUUUUAGACGAAACAUCGAAUGUUGGAUUUAAUGAGAUCAUGUAUAGCUUUCUAGCAUCUUAUGGAGUUGAUCCAAAACUUAUUAAGCACGAAUGGCUGCAAAAUGCUUACAAAAUGAUUUUAAUUAAAUUUAUUUGGAUGGAAAAUUCGUUUGACAAGAUUGAAAAGUUUGAAGUUUUGACGCCUGAAAAUGUCUUGUUGCAAUUAAAAUACAGAUAUGACCGGGAAAUUGAUAGACAUCAGCGACCAGCUAUAAGGAAGAUUACAGAAAGAGAUGAAGUGUCAAAUCGACGAAUUGUCCUUAAAGUUAUUGAUGUUAUUUAUAAUAUGAAUGUUGGAUAUGAAUUGGAAUUGAGUGAUGGCUGGUACAAAAUGCGCACAUGUGUUGAUUCAUGCCUGGCUGAAGCAAUUUCAAGGAAGAAAAUUGCUUUAAAUACGAAACUAUUGAUCUGUAAUUCUGAGCUGGUUAAUAUGUUUUCAAGUGCUUAUCAUCCAUUAGAAUUGCCUCAAGGUGUUCGAUUAAAAAUUCAUGGAAAUUCUACGAGAAUUGUAAGCUAUGAGACGAAGCUAGGAUUUUGCAAGAUCCCGCAUUCAUUCUUAAUUUCUGUUGAUUCGAUUUCGAGUGAUGGAGGUGUUAUUGGAAGAUUGAAGCUGUUCAUAACUCAUGUUUAUACUAUAGUUUAUGUCGAGUCUAAUGGCGAAAAGAAGGAGUUUCGAUCAGAAAAAAUGCAAAAUCGUUUAGAAAACAAAAAGGAAAUUCUGUACAGCACAAUAUUCGAAAAGAUACAGAAGCAAAUCAUGCAGGAAAGUUAUAAUGAGUUAAAAGAAAGAGUUGGAAAAAUUGACAAAUCGAAACUAGUUUUGGCAAAGAUGUCAAUCCACGAAAUAUGUGAUAUUUUGGAAUAUGAAAGUGAAAGUGAUUUAUCAUAUGCCAUCAGAAGUCAAAUGUCAUUAAAACAAGUCGAGAAAAUUCAGGAAAUUUAUCACCAAAGAAAAUUUGAACUCAAUCAAAAGAUUAAGGAACGAAUCAAUCAAAAUGAGAAUAAUGUGGCUCAGUUACUUAAAUUUCGGGUUGUUGAUGCUAAUAAACCAAAAAAGACAGCACUUGUGAGUUGGUGGCAACCAUCAGAAGAGUUACUGAAUAUAAUUAAGCAAGGAAAUGCGAUAGAAUUAUUUAAGACAGCCAGUGCUGGUAAAUUUCAAGCAAUGUGCGGCGGUGAGAUUCAAAUUCAUGCUGACAAGUCAACAGUUGUAAAGCUUUUAAAGAUAAGUAAUGCUAAAGACAAGUUUGAUUAUUAUAUUCGCAAAGAAACAAAAUUUGAGGACAUAACUCAUGUCUUUAGUCCACUGAACAAUGAAUUUGAUGUUGCUUGCAUGAUUGUUCAUGUAAAUGAGAAACUGAGUCACGAGAAGUUGCAAAGAGUUUACGUGGCUAAUGAAAGAUUUAAUUUCAUGAGUUUAAACUUCUAUCCAAGCCUUACUGAUUAUGCCUACGAUGACGUACUAAUUGAGGGAAAAAUUUUGUAUAUUCGGAACUUACAAUGGCGAAAAAUGUUUAAGCACAAUAAUUUUCCAGAAGCACAUGCAGUUAUUGAUUCUACAAUUUUCAUCAGUAAUCCAAAGGAUGAGAGUCAAAAGACUAGAUUGCAGGAAUUUAUGAAUAAUAUUGAGGAUACUGGAAAUUAUUUACAAAAAUGUCGUGAAAAACUUGAAACAUUUAUCGGAAAAAUUCCAUCAAAAUCGAAUGCAUCCAACAUGCCUUUAAACUUCAUAACACCAUCACCGCUAGUAACUUCUAGAAAACGUGUCCUUGGAAUGAAGCGAAUCCCACAAAAAUACAGUUUUUCUUAA